Molecule: messenger RNA, 2792 nt
Organism: Exophiala viscosa
Lineage: Eukaryota; Fungi; Ascomycota; Eurotiomycetes; Chaetothyriales; Herpotrichiellaceae
Exons: 3
Coding region: 115-2583 (822 amino acids)
Source: RefSeq, a predicted model, not a curated record
UGGAUACCUCUAUUCUUGUGAACCUCCAAAUCUCCCCAGAUCUGGCAUCCACUCAAGCAGUCCUUUUGUACCCUAACACAAUCUACUCCCCACAACGCCACUUCAGUGGGCGAUAUGGUGCUCGAUCCAAUCACGGCUAUUGGCGUCGCAGGCAAUAUCAUUCAAUUCGUCGAAUUCGGUUGUCGUUGUGCAAGCAAUUUCCAUACGAUCUGGCAGGAGGGAACAUUACCCUCUUUUCGAGAGCUGGAGGCAGACUCAAAAUGUCUGGAAGGUCUGACUAUACGGCUGCAGACAUCUCCGCCCAGCAAGACAGUCCAGGAUGCCGCUGCCUGGGAAACCGGUAUUCUGCAAGCAAACGAACGCUGUCAAGAUGUGGCGGUCCAGUUGCGCAAUGUCUGCGACAAAGUCAACGCUCUGAACGGCAGAAGGUUCAAAGCACUGCGUCAAACCAUCCGUACUCAGAUAAAGGAAAGAGAGAUACACGCACUUAGAGAGCAGCUUGAAGCCGUCAAAACUCGGCUCACUCUGCACUUAGUUGCGUAUCUGAGCGUCCAGCGCCAAAGUGAGCUUCAGGAAAUUGCCCGCGUGAGCAAGACCGCUGCAGAAGCGUUCAAGGCUGCAGUACGAAAGGAUUGCAGUCAUUUGUCUACGCAACUUGAUGAUCUGAAAAGUGCCGUUGGUCAUGGAACUUCCACACUCCAACAAGCCGUCCAUGACUGGCAACAGAAGCAUGAGACUGAGCUUGCUGAGACAUCGGUGGAGAUUGUGGAAGAGACCAAACGUAAACUGACCGAAGAUGCUACUCAGAAAAUGCUGGCCAGCCUCUACUUUGUUCAGAUCGAAGAUAGGCGGGAUAUGAUAACGGAGACGCAUGCGACCACCUUCGACUGGAUCUUCGACGGUGAUUGUCUCUGCAACAACCAUGACGUGACAUUCAGCGAUUGGCUCAGGGGAGAACAACCACAAAAUGGACUAUUCUGGAUAAGGGGCAAGCCAGGUUCUGGAAAAUCGUGUCUGAUGAGCUAUGUAUCAACACAUCCCAAGCUGUCUGCUCCAUUACAGGAAUGGGCUGGCAGCAAUGAACUACUCCUGGCCAGUGCCUUCUUCUGGAUAGCGGGUACAACGCUUCAGAAGUCCCUGAUUGGCAUGCUUCGGACUUUGUUGUAUCAGUUCUUGGAGAAAAAGCCACAUCUGAUGCAGAUCGCACACCCGGAACGAUGGCGAGCAUACUAUUGGCAUCAAGCCAGCCUCGACGAAUGGUCCGAGCAAGAGCUGAGGUCCGCACUUGGGCGAUUGUUUGGGGAUGCGUCCGAUACUGUUUGCUUCAUGAUUCUGGUGGAUGGCUUGGACGAGUAUCAAGGGACUGAAGCCCAGCAUAAAGAUUUGGUCAAUUUCUUUGUCCAGAUUACAUCGCAAUACAGGAACAUCAAAGCUUGCCUUUCGAGCCGACCAUGGUUGAUCUUUGAAGAAGGCUUCAAACGAUAUCCGAGUCUUAGCCUACAUGAUCUAACAGAAGGCGACGUGGCAACCUAUGUGCGAGAUCAUUUCAAGAUGGACGAGAACUUUAGCGAAUUGCGUAACAUGAAGCCUGAAGAGUGCGACACCUUGGAACAGCAGAUCGUGGACAAGGCAUCGGGAGUCUUUCUGUGGGUUGCACUUGUGGUAAGAGACCUACUCCAGUGUCUCCAGGACGGCAACGCCAUUUCAAGUCUGUUCAAGAAGCUGGACUCGAUCCCAGCCGAAUUGGACGGGUAUUUCAUGCAGAUCAUCGAGUCGAUCACGGUCUCGGAUCGCGCUGCUGCGGCGAAGAUACUCUUGCUCGUCAUGACGCUCCCAGUGCGUUACAGGACCAUAAUGACUCUCUCCUUCAUCGAAGAAGAGCAGGAAGACUACGCCUUGCACCUGGCUAGAGAAGAUUUCAGUCGGCAAUCGCUCGAGUACCGAAUAUCGUUGAUGAAGAGACGACUGAAGAGCAAAUGUAAGGGUCUUCUGGAGGUUGGAGCUGGGCUGAGUCUGCCAGCUUGCAACGACUGGCGGAUUGAGUUUAUGCACGGUUCCUUUUACGAAUUCUUCUGCCAAAGCACAGAAGUACGCGAUCGUCUGAGGGAGUAUGCUUGCGGGUUACCAGAUGUGUCACGGUAUUUGUGUAACGCACUGCUUGUACAAGUCCUUGCACUGGUCAACUUGGGCGUGUUUACUGUAAGCAAUUUCGAGACCAUUGUCGUUGAAGAAGAUGCAUUGGCGUCCGCGGUUGCGUUCCUCUACUAUGCCUCCAAGAACGAGCGCGAGACUGCUUCGCUCCCGCUGAGCCUAUUAGCAAUUCUUCGGCACUUGUUGGUCGAGCACUGGCCGGCCUGGAACGUCCGCUGCGCGAGCACAAGCGCCCUCCAGUACGAGGCUGAAAACACUCUCCAAUUGUUCACAGGAUGGAAGGGACAGAGCAGUGACUUCCUCAAGCUCGCUGUCCAAUACGGCCUGAGCCGCGCUGUCGCUGCGGAACUAAAAAUGGAGCCCCCGAAGCCUGCAAACGACUGGAAUCUGGACGAACUUGUGAGGCUGUCGUUGGAGCCAGUCGCCCACUGAGCAGACCGGGGGCAUACCGUCACCCCAGACGUUGACCAUCUUACUAAACAUCGCCGAGCCGACCCGUGUUGACGAGCACGGUAAGCUGUAUUGGUUCUGCUUGGCUGACAAAUCCCUCAAAGUGGCCAAUGUGCUUUUUCAAUGUAAAGAGGAACCCCACAGUGAGAAAUUAGGAGAUGAAUGGGCAGAUGUAGUCGCAUUGCUCAUUG